Neoarthrinium moseri is the source of this 1203-nucleotide messenger RNA. RefSeq lists its product as uncharacterized. The transcript has 2 exons. Lineage: Eukaryota; Fungi; Ascomycota; Sordariomycetes; Amphisphaeriales; Apiosporaceae. The record is from RefSeq and is a predicted model, not a curated record. The coding region runs from base 1 to 1203 and encodes 400 amino acids.
AUGCAAACUCAGUAUGAAACGCUAGAGGAAACGAUAAUGCAUGAAGGCGAUAUGAGCAGCUGUGAAGAGAACGACGUCGUCGACGACCGCGAUUUGGAUAUACUUCGCGGCGCGUGCAGGGCAUCCCACUGCUCUGGAUCUGUCAGUGAUGUUGGACCAGGCGACAGCGAGCAUGCUCUGGCUCCUGAUGGAGCCAACAGCUCCAAACGCCUUAACCUUCAGCGCUCCAGCCCCCAAAGCACUGUUGAUUUGGAGCAACCAGAUCAUACCGUCUAUAGGGCUGAUCAUCAGGCGUUUUCGAGUAUUGCAACUAGUCCUGCCGCUAUGAGUAUCGACAGUGUGGACGGUCCAGGGCCGAGCCAGAGGAUCACGCACAAUGACGACUUGGAAAUGUUCUACUCCAGGCCCAGCGAACCGGAGCCUUGCAACCCUGGCUCAUGCAACUUGGCCAACCAUGCUCUACGGCCGGAUCACCGCAAAUAUGGGCGCAUAGAGGGCAGUAACUCCUCAAACAUGUCCUCCUUGCCGCAAAACAUGGAAUCCAAGACGGCUCUGCAGUUUGGGCCAUGUCGGGCUUGUGGCUGUGACAUGGGACGGUUGCUGCAGCUGACUGAAAGAAUUUCGCAGUUUGAUCUUCCCGGAGAUAUACCAUGGGAAGCUCACCUAGCCAAUGCUGCGGUAUUGCCUGCCCAUCAGAAGGCUGCAGCGAUGCGCAAGAUAAGUCAGUGGGCACUACGAGACUACGCGAUAAAGUCAAUGUUCCCGUCACUUGGGGCACUAGACAAGGACAGGCGGGAAGCUGCGAUCUCGUCUGAAAGGACAGCUCGUCUGCGCGGUGGGUCCACGCAGGAGAUGACCUUUGUCACGCCGCACCAGCAUGAUACUGUUCCCGGGGACAAGCAUUUGAACAUGAAUCUUCUGGGGUUUAGAAGUAGAGACCACCAGACAUGGGCGGGAAGCCCGGUCAGGCCAAGGGAAAGGCUACGCGGUCAGCUACGCAAGCCCUGGACAGAUUCCGACGAGCGACAUCUCAGACUGUCUGUGAGAAGAAAAAUCGGUUGGGCUCAAAUCGCACAACAGUUGAACCGCACUCCAGGUGCUGUCGAGCAGCAUUGGAGAUUAAUCAAUCAUGAUAACAAGACGCGCCGGCGCGUGCCCAAGGCUUGGAUCGCCGUCAGGGUGUGGUGGAUGGUUUCGCGGUAG